Molecule: messenger RNA, 771 nt
Organism: Micromonas commoda
Lineage: Eukaryota; Viridiplantae; Chlorophyta; Mamiellophyceae; Mamiellales; Mamiellaceae
Gene: PSP3
Product: prasinophyte-specific protein-3
Exons: 1
Coding region: 1-771 (256 amino acids)
Source: RefSeq, a predicted model, not a curated record
AUGAACAGCCUGUUACACACCCGACGCCGCGCCUCUGUCGCGCUGAGAGACUGCUGUUUCCAUCCUUCCGCGAUAAUCACCCGCCCCGAACUGGGGAAUCGCGCGGUAAACAACAGCAGCGGCGGUUCCUCCUUCUCAUCGUCCUCGGCAUCGUCCAACCAUGAUCAGGUCGAUGGAAACGAAAGUAUCUCGCGAAAUCUCGCGGCUCCGCAGAUCCGCGGAUACAAUAGCAACGCAGCUGCGCAGAAGUCGCCCACGAACGGCGCGGGACCGAGCUUCACACGGCAGGGCUCCGGAAUCAUGCAACACCAGGAGCAGCAGCAGCAGAAGCAGCAACAUCCAAAGCGCAGUGACAGUGGUUAUAGCGCCAGACAGCAGUCGUCAUCUUUUGAUCGUAUUGGAGGUGUGCCACUAGGACAUUCGCACGCCCCGAAGAGUGCGCUACCUGACGAUAUCGACGCGUUGUACCAUCAGAUGCAGCACCUUGGCUCUAGAUGGGCAGAUCUACACGCUGAGGCCGAGCUUCUGGAGGAAUCCAAGAAGUGCGUAUUGGCAUCGAUAACACUUCACUAUAUGAAUGACGGGGACACCAAGAGCUCGGGCGAGACCAAAGCUUUUGCCGCGCCUGAGUAUAGGGAGCACGUCCAAAAGAUGGUGGAGGCAAGGCGGAGGGCCAACCAGGCCAAGGUGGAAUUCGAGGGGAUGAAGGCACACCUGAACCUGACGAGGACAUACGAGGCAAGCAGGCGCGAAGAGAUGAAGCUGAUGUGA